Hansenula ciferrii is the source of this 648-nucleotide messenger RNA. Its product is annotated as Tim17/Tim22/Tim23/Pmp24 family protein. The coding region runs from base 1 to 648 and encodes 215 amino acids. Lineage: Eukaryota; Fungi; Ascomycota; Saccharomycetes; Phaffomycetales; Wickerhamomycetaceae. The transcript has a single exon. The record is from RefSeq and is a predicted model, not a curated record. Gene Ontology annotation, cellular component: peroxisomal membrane.
AUGAGCUUAGAUAUAGAUGCUCUCAUCAAAAACCCAGCAUACAGGGAACUAUUCCAAAUCAUCAAAUCCAUGAGAAAUGGUGCUGUUUAUGGUGGUCGUUUAAGGUUUGCACAUUCAUUAGUUAUUCAAUUAUUAUUCAGAAGAACUGUUCCAUUAGACAAGAGAUUAAAAUUAGUUUUCAAACAAUCCAAAGAUCAUGGAUUGAUCUUGGCUUCAUUUGCUUUGGUUUAUAAAGUGUUGAUGAUUGCAUUGAAACAGAUUAAUGGUGGUGCUCCAAUAAAUGAAUUCAUAUCUGGAUUCAUAAGUGCAAUGUUAGUCUAUGGUAAUAGAACCACGGUUUUCAAUCAUUCAAUAGCUCAUCAAAUUACACUUUAUUGUUCUGCUAGAGUUCUCUUAGGCUUGGGGAAAAUGUUGGCUUAUAAAAUUGCUAAAACUCUUAAAGAAGAGAAGAUAUUUAAAGAUAAAAAGUUAAUUCGUGGUAAUAUUCAAACAAAUACUUGGACUUUAUUUGCAAGUGUAUCAUGGGGGCUUGUUAUGUAUUUACAUCGUUAUUAUCCUUCUUUCUUACAACAUGGAUUGGAAUCAAGUAUGGUUUAUAUUUAUGAUGAUUUUAAAUGGAAUGAUUUGAGAUCUUUAUUAGGGUAUUGA